GUGGAACUCGACUCCAAAUAUUCCAAUCGCACUUGUGGGCUGUGUGGCGAUUUCAAUGGCGUCCCAGUUUAUAGUGAGUUCAUUGAAUCAGGAUGGAAGGUUGGCUAUGCUGAGUUUGGUAAUAUGCACAGAGUUCCCAACCCAACACAUGCCUGCAAAGAUCCUUUUGAAACCGACGAUGAGCAAAAUGUGGUUAACAAAUGUGAAAAAUUUCAGGCAGAUUGUGCAGACCUUUUGAAGGAUGAAAAAUGGUCUUCUUGUAGCAGGGUUUUGAACCGUGAGCCGUAUAUCAAGGCCUGUACAAAUGAUAUUUGCUUACGUCAACCUGAAGAUGAAGACACCAACACUUCUGCGCUCUGUGCGACGUUGUCUGAAUAUUCACGUCAGUGCUCUCACGCUGGAGGAACUCCGCCGUCCUGGAGAACGGCAAACUUCUGUGCUGUGACAUGCCCGUACAAUAUGGUACAUUCUGAAAGCGGCUCCCCCUGUAUGGACACAUGCUCACACAAAGACACAAACACACUGUGUGAGGAACACAACAUAGAUGGCUGCUUCUGUCCGCCAG
This is a messenger RNA of Sinocyclocheilus grahami, 565 nucleotides long. Its product is annotated as mucin-2-like. The transcript has 4 exons. NCBI's taxonomy places the organism in Eukaryota, Metazoa, Chordata, Actinopteri, Cypriniformes, Cyprinidae. The annotation marks the transcript as partial. Gene Ontology annotation, cellular component: extracellular matrix. The record is from RefSeq and is a predicted model, not a curated record.